AUGGCAUACAAAUCUAACGCAUUAAUAUUACUAUUUGUAUUAUGUUUUACUAAACUUGCCUCUGGAUUUUACAUUCCCGGUCUUAGUCCGACCACAUAUGAAUUUGGUGAUGUAGUGCCGCUAUAUGUCAAUAAAAUAUUUUCCGACAAAACACAACUUCCUUUCGCGUAUGGUGACUUACCCUUUGUAUGUCCGGUUGAGAAAGGUGGGAACCGCUGGUUAAAUUUAGGCGAGGUAUUAAGAGGAGAUCGCAUCGAGCUUUCAAAGUUCAAGAUUAAAGCGUUGGAAAAUAAAACAUGUUCGAUAUUAUGUGCGCGGGAUUUAACGGUUGGUGAAUCUAUGGAAGCUAAACAUUUGAUAUCAAAGGAUUAUAAAGUAGAAUGGAUCAUUGAUAAUCUUCCUGGUGCCACCGCUUAUAAAACCAUAGAUGGAAAUCAUAAGCAAUAUGAGGUUGGAUUUAAUCUAGGAGAAAAGGAAGAAAAGAAAAAAGAUGUGAUUAAGACUUAUCUUAAUAACCAUUUCGCCUUAAGAAUAUUAUACGAGAAAAAAAAUAAUGAUCCUAACGGCAUUCUUAUUGUUGGAUUCGAAGUAGAGCCGAGAUCCAUUUUUGGGUUAAAAGGUGCUUGCCCCGAUUAUCCAAACAAUCCUGAAAAUCCUAAAUUAGAAGUUGACGCUAGCACAACGCAAGUCACUUAUACUUACUCUGUUGAUUGGCAAGAAACCAAAGAUGUUACAUGGGGAAAUCGAUGGGAUCUUUACUUGACUAAUUCGGAUCCUCAAAUUCAUUGGUAUUCCAUUAUCAAUUCCCUGAUCAUUGCCUUAUUCCUUUCAGCCAUGGUAGCCAUCAUUAUGCUUCGGACACUUAACAGAGAUAUCGCGUUGUAUAAUGAAAAAGAUUUGAAAAUUGAAGAUCAGGAUGACACGACUGGUUGGAAAUUGGUUCAUGGAGAUGUUUUCAGACCUCCUAAAUGGGGUGGUCUUUUGUCACCACUGCUUGGCUCGGGGGUGCAAGUUUUAUUUAUGGGAAUAUUUACAAUGGUAUUUUCAUUAUUGGGUGUCUUAAAUCCUUCUUAUCGUGGUGGUUUUGUCUCUUUUGCUCUAUUUCUAUUUGCCUUCUCUGCAGUUUUUGCUGGCUAUUAUAGCUCACGAAUGUAUAAAGUCUUUAAAGGAACAGCAUGGAAAAAGAAUGCAAUUGUGACUUCAAUUUUAUUCCCUGGCUUCAUCUUUGGUGUCAUUUUUAUAUUGAACCUCUUCAUAUGGUCUCAACAUUCAUCGAGUGCAAUUCCUUUUGGCACUUUCUUUGUUUUAAUCUCUAUUUGGUUCUUUAUCUCCUUACCGCUUUCUUUAAUUGGAGCUUACUUUGGCUAUAAGAAAACAACAAUUGAACACCCAGUACGCACUAAUCAAAUUCCACGCCAAAUCCCCGAACAAAUUUGGUAUUUGCAACCUGGAAUUAGAAUUAUCAUUGGUGGUGGAGAUCCUUCUUUGUUGGAGGAAGUUCAGCCUUCUACAUAUUUCUAUACAGCAUUUUUUAUUUCGUCAGGCUACAGAUCUCUGGCUUCAUCCCGACCCUUGUCUACUUCAUGUACAGUUUUCUAG
Molecule: messenger RNA, 1599 nt
Organism: Ambispora leptoticha
Lineage: Eukaryota; Fungi; Glomeromycota; Glomeromycetes; Archaeosporales; Ambisporaceae
Source: the annotation of a GenBank genome assembly